Paramecium primaurelia is the source of this 360-nucleotide messenger RNA. NCBI's taxonomy places the organism in Eukaryota, Ciliophora, Oligohymenophorea, Peniculida, Parameciidae. The record is from the annotation of a GenBank genome assembly.
AUGAAAGAGGAUCAUUUUAAAAUUGAAAAAAAAAUAGUGCAAAAAGUAAAAGAGAUGAUGAUCCUGGUGUUCUAUCAAGAAAGAUAAUAAGAUAUUAAUAAAAAAUAUGUUUGUUUAAGUGAUUUGAAUAGAAAGAGAUUUUAAUAAAAUAAAGGAGGAUUUGUAUAUAGUUUUACACUUAUAUAUUCUGAUAUAAUCUUGAUAGCAAAAUAGUUUAUACAAUUAAGGAUUAUGGAAUCAUAAUUAAUUAAGUUUUUGUUAAGAAUCAUUUAUAAAAUAUAAUUAAAGCCUUAAUUAAAUAUUAGAUAUUAUAUUGUUAAGUUUUGUAAAUAUAAUGUAAUGUAUAGAUUGUCAUCAUGA